AUGUCUGAACUGGAAGAUUUGGGACGUAGCACCUACAUACUACAAAACUCUAAAAGCUGUUUGCUGCCCGUGUAUUUUGGAAGUCUAGCUUUUUGCUACAUCUUGGUGUUCAGUUGUAUGCUGUUCCUUCAAUGGCGAAAACGGAUCCUUCAGAAGCGCCGCGCAAAAGUCUGGGUGAAACAGUUGAAAGCGGAGUCUUACUUUCAGCAUGCAUUGGCUCACAGGGCUGAUGAGGAAGCCCAGCCUAAAACAAAGGCAGCUAUCUGCAAUCCUGAUAGCAUCCCAGAACCACAAAGCACUUUCUUGUCCAGUGAGAAUAUUGUGGAGAGCAAUGACAAUUCUGUCCCUUCACUUCCAGAUUCAGCUCCAUACAAACCGAUAUUUCAGGAAGUUGUGUGUGCUUGUGCACUCUCUCACUUGCCGCCGCUGCUUGCUCAUUCAGCUUCUUACCCUUGCUCUACCAUUCCAGCUGGAAGUUCGCUAUUCAGCUCACCACUAAAACCAACCAUAUUGAAAAAUGAUCCAUACGGUAUUGGUAGCAGGAUUUCUGCUUAG
Messenger RNA from Python bivittatus (Burmese python), 555 nucleotides. The record is from RefSeq and is a predicted model, not a curated record. NCBI's taxonomy places the organism in Eukaryota, Metazoa, Chordata, Lepidosauria, Squamata, Pythonidae.